This is a messenger RNA of Drosophila busckii, 2434 nucleotides long. RefSeq lists its product as uncharacterized. The transcript has 2 exons. The coding region runs from base 149 to 2434 and encodes 761 amino acids. The record is from RefSeq and is a predicted model, not a curated record. Lineage: Eukaryota; Metazoa; Arthropoda; Insecta; Diptera; Drosophilidae.
GAAAGUUUUUUUUUUAAAUUCGAAUUUCGUAUGCAACUCUAACAUUUGUUGUAUUUACCAACAUUGUUUUCUGUCAGAUUUUAUCAUAUGUUUUGUUUUUGUUUUUCUUUCUGGACAUCUGGACAGCUGUACUGCAAUAAAGCGCCUAAUGGACACAUAUUUCGGCGUGGAGUACGAUCCCACCUUCUGUGAGUUUAACGACCAGUGUGAGGGAGUGCAAGCCUUCCUGCUCGACCGUCGCCAUGUCAAGAGCUCAAGGAAGUUGCACAAAAGCAAUGGAAAUAAUAACAAUGGCAUGAGGGGAUCAUGCACAAAGCACAUAGUACACAAAAAAAGAAGAAAGAAGAAUAAAAUAAGCAAACACGAGAGAACAGAACCUGUCGAAGAUGGUGCGCCGUCUGAUUUCCAAAAAGAGGAUGCCACUUGCUUAGAUUUGAAUCAGUCGAUUACACCGGGUUAUGUAUUCUGCAAUGCCGAGCUGCAUGUUGAUGAAAAUAGCCAGGAUAAUAUUCAUUUUGAAGAUGUCUUUGCGGAGGAUAGGUCGGGUUGGUUGUUCGAUGACCACAUUCGGCCUAUUUCGCCCAUUAAGGAUAUAUCCUCUAUAGAAAGGGCAUUAUUUCCUUCGUCAAAGCAGAUUUGGGACAACUACGAGGGGCUCAAGUACGGCGCUUCGCCUAAAUGGCCGCUAAAAGCUUCUGCUGAAGAAUACAAAGCGCAGACAAGUAACAUUGAAGAGCUCUUCGAAGAAGCAUAUGAUACUUUUUUUCCUAACGAAGAGCUCUAUAAAGAAAACAGUGAUGAUGCUGAAGAGAGCAGCUGCGAAGUACCUGAAAAGAAAGAAUCCAAAAAAAUCAGCCUUGUAAGGCAAAGCGACCAGCAACUGAAUGACGCCGAAAGUUGGAUUUCCAACUGGCAGAGCGACUGCAAGCUACAGUUAGUAACUGUAGCAAAGCUAGAGCAAAGCUCUGUGGAGUUGGACAGCCUGGAGCUAACUCUGGACGAAGAGCGAGCCAUUGCGGACUAUCUCAAGUCACAGCGACUACAUGCGCCGCUCAGUGAUAUCAAAAUGUACGACAAAUUGCUUAGCAUGGCGAGGGAUGAGAGCAAAAGGGAUAUGCUGCGUGAUAUGCUGAGACCCAAAGUUGUGCCAAAGCAUAAGGAGCAGGAACAGCCAGCUGUAGAGUUGCUGCCAACAGAUGCGAUGCAAGUGAUUGAAGCAAGUGUUGAGCAAACAGUAGAUGAGCUUGUCGUGAAGCAGUCUACAUCUGAAAAAGAAGAAACUGUUGUGCCCAUGGAGGUGCCUCCUCCUGUGGUGGAGCCGGCUGCAGUGGAAGCUGUGACAACUGCGGAUAGUUCGCUCGGCAAGCCGAAUGAGGAGCAGGUGAGCGCCUGGCUAGAGCAGGUGGGCCAGAAUAUUUCCAGCUUUGUGCAAACUAAAAUUGAAAGCACGGCAGUCGAGCCUGUUGACUUGGAGCUGCAAAUUAGCAAAACAAAUGCAGAGCAGCCGCGCAAGGAGCAAAUGCCGACGCAGUCCACUGUGAAUCCAUGGCAGAGCAGCUUUAAGCGUCGCCUAAAUGGCGAUGCUAUUCAUCAGAGCCUCACCGAGUUUCGCGAUCCGCAGGACAAGCGUUUGCGCAGUCGCUGGCCGAGCGAGGCGGGCAAGCAGGCUACUACUACCGUGGAGGUUGUGAAUCGUCAGAUAACCAUGCCGCCACUGCCACCGCAGUCGCAUCAGGCGCUCCAGCAGAUACGAAUACUGCGUCAGCCCGUGAAGCGCAAAGCGGAGCGCGCCAGCCUCAAAGUCGAAUCAAAGCCGACGCGGCCUUACAGCAGCGUGCACGCCAAUCGAGCGUUGAAUCUCAACCAAUUGGCCAACCAGCUGGAGGAUGUGGUCUACAACAGCGAUAUACAUGUGAUACAGAAGCGCUACGAGGCGGCGCAAAUGGCCUGGAUCUGGGACGAUGGCAGCAUACUGGUCAUCAACUCGAGGAGCAAGGCCAUACUGGCGGACACGCAGCAGCAGCUGCUCGCCAAGAUACUGCAGGCCAUGCAGCCGCCCGAUCUGCUGGAUCACCAGGCGCUGCAUUCGCACUGCAUGAACGUGGCGCAGUUUCCCUGGCAGGUAUCCAUAGAGGAUUUUGGUCAGACGCUGGCGAUCUGCAAGGACACCAUACACACCACCAAUCCCUACACGUUCUUUGUGCACAAGAAUCUGCCCAGCGUGGCCGCCAAGGUGUACGAGUCGGGGGCGACGCAUGUGUUUGCCAUGAGCACCAACGAGGCGGAUCAAAUGCUGGAGAAGCUCUAUCUGCUCACCUCGAACUACAGGCGCGCAAAGCCGCAGCCCCCGCCGAAGUCAGCUGAGCCAUUGAGCAAGCUAAAGCCAAAGCCCAAAGGCACCAUUAACACGCUCUUUCCCAAACGCUGUAGCUAA